GGGAAACAGAAAAUCCACCGCAGUUGAUAUCUCACCGUGUCGUUGUAAGGACGCUGUUCUGCACACUUGCACAAAAUUUCGCGACUAGACACGUGUCGAAGUGCUCGUAACAAAAACACUGCCGAUUUUACAAUACUUACCCUGAAACACCCACAAAAAGCAAUACUCAAAACACAACUGAACAAAAAAAAAUAAAGGGGUGCGUUAUUCAAGUUGCAAAUUCUCUUCAGCUGUGUGCCAGACAGCUUGACCCAGCUCCUUUGAUAAAGCCAUGUGUAAUACAUUUUACAACAAAGUCCUAGAAAUCGAGUAACUUUAAACCAACAGUGAGUUUACUUAUCACUACGUGUCUUAACCGGACGAUAAAUUCCCACACCGCUCGAUCAAUUAAUUGGAAUCGAAUCCGGGUCUUGUAUUUGUUCAAACACAUUCAAGUGAUGUCAUGUUGUGAAGAUGCAGCUUGUUCCCAUGCUUUGGUUGCUGCAGCAACAAAAGAAGCAACUAGACUGUCCGAUAAAGAACGUGAAAUUAUCCUGGAGGUCCUUGGCCGUGACGAGCGCCUGAGACGGGAUCAGCAGCUCAGGAUUAUGCACUUGAAAGCCGAACUCCAAAACUUGCGAAGAAAGGGCGCUUUGCGGCCGUCGGCUGAUUGGGACAGCACAGGGCCGGAUCCUGAUCGAUCCUGCGGCCGCUGUCGCGUGGAAUUGGGUCGAGUGAUCAACCGAGGGGCCUACUGCCCGGCCUGUAGACUGAAAGUGUGCAAGGGAUGCAGGGAAUACUCAUUAAGGACAACCGACUGGGUCUGCACCGUCUGCCACAAACACAUGGAAAUCCAAGCCGCGUCUGGUGAGUGGAUGAACGAGUUCGUGCGAAGGCCCAGCAGGAGACGGGACAACAGGGUUUAUGUGCCGGCUGCUGACAUCAUCAAGCGCACAAUACGCCGAUCAUGGACCAUCUCCAACCCGACCCCUCGCUGGUCGGCCCUGCGCGGCUCCCCCGAACUGCGCCCUUACAACAGCCUGCCCCGGGGCCAAGACAUCAACAGCUACCCCUCGUUAGCGCUCCACAAAGCCAACAGCCAGGGCUGCGACCGGCCCAACGAAGUCACCUCAUCCCCAGCCCGCCUGCAUCCCGCCUGUCGCCGCACUCAAUCCGAAGACGUUUACAACGAACGACCGAACUCACCCCAGAAACCCUCCGAUACUCCCGACACCGCAACCAAACGACCGACUCGCGUAAACCCGCUGAUGCGUUUAGGCGAGAACAAACAGUCUUCGCAAAAAGCGAACAAGUCUCCUCGGCGAAAAUCGCAAGCGAAGAACGAAACGCCCGAAACCGAGGAGGAGACGAAGAAAAGCGCGGAAAAGCGCGUCAGCUUCGACAGCAACGUGACGGAUAAUGCCGAAGAGGCGAAAGGACAGAGGAAACCGUCGCUGAAAGAGGAGGAAGCGGCGGUGCCUGAAGUCCAUUUUGCGAAGGAAGAAACAACCCCUGUGGAGCUGUGCGAUAUCGAGCCGCUGAGUGGCACCGUCUUCCGGAAAGUGACGGUCCGGAGAAGGCGUCAAGAUAUGAGGAAAAUACAAACGGUGGAUACAGGUUGGCGCAGAGGUCCCGAAAGCGAUCUCUUCGACAUUCUUCUGCCGGAAGGAGACGAUUACAAAUUAGUGUUUAUAAGCUCGGAUAGUUCUUCUAAAGAAGAAGACAUCGACGAUAACGAUAGCUCGUCCACCGCCUCCAGUUUUCCCAUCGAUGAGUGUGACUGGGAUUACUUCGAGCCGGGCAGUGGGGCGCGUCCUGUCCUGAACUGGGGCUCCCCCUUCGGGUCCCCCAUCGUCUACCGGCGGUCCCGGGAGUCUGACACCGGCACCGACGAGGACACCGCCCGUCUGGACUCCCCGGCGUCCUCCCGCGAUGACGAGCUCCUGGAGCAGCUACGCAGCGACCGCGCCAUGGACGAAGUAGCCCUCCAGUGCGUGCACCAGGUGGAGGAGGCGGCCAGACAGCCCUGUCAGAGCUGCGGCGCCCCCACGCAAUAUAUUCCGAUCCCGGUUCCGGUGCCGAUCCCGUUUCCGGUGCCCUGGACGCCCCAGGAGGCACUGGUGCUCUACGGAGCGGAGCAGAACGCCCGAUUACGGCUUCCGCGCAAUUUACUGGCCCUUAUCUGGCCCCUACUGAACGCUGCUGAGUCCGCCCCACUGCACUCGCUUCUUCGGAGCGAUGCCAGUAUGCCGGCGGUUUCCGAGCAAAAUAGCGAACAGCCUCCCGGACCCAGUGAUGAGAAAAGCACCCCGGAGGAAGUGGAAAUUUCCGGGUACGUCGAGGCUGAAACAAGAUGUGCGUCCUCCUCGGAUUCCUCAAGUGAUAGUGACAGUGAUAAGCCACGUGUGCACCGGGUCUAUAACGUAAACGGGGGUGAUAGUCGAUCGAGUGAUGAUGCGCUGCCUAGCAGCAACGUAACGAGUGAUUGCGACGAAGAUGACGGCAGGAAUUCACACAGUUCCGUGCGUGAAGAUGACAUGUCGUCUUCCGGCUCGGCUGAUACCGACAGUGAUGACACCGGAACGGUGGCCGACCAAAAACCUAAACGCUUCUCACGCACGUUUGUGGUCAACAAGAACGUCUCCUCCUCAUCUAACGAAAGUUCGUCCAGUAGCGAUGACACCUCCGAUAACGACACCGAUACAGAAAUGGACUGUACGGUAAUACUGACCAAUAUUAAACACCUGAGUGAAGAUGUAGUUUACGAAAGUAACGGCGAAAAUCCCCCAAUUGAAACGACGGGCGAUAAAAACGAUAACGAUAACUUAUCCAACUGUGAUAAUCUCCAAAUAAACACCACCGAAGCCCAGCAAACGCCUCAAAAUUUGGGCGAAUACGCGUCUUCGAGUCCGGGUUUGUCCGACGUGAGCGCCGAGUCGCUGAAUUCGAGCGACGUGGAGCAGGUCCGGAGCUAUGAGGAUGCGAGUCCGGUGGUAAAAUCGGAAGUGUCGCCAGGCAAUGACCACUCCGGUGAAUGGAAAAGCAGCGCGGGGAUCCGGUCUAGCGAACCCGUUAACGUAGUGGGGGAGUCGGUGAACACGCGCGGCGACGGUGAGCGGGCAGGUGCGCUAGUCACCGGAGAACCGGACUUUUGCACGUCACGUCAUGCCGCUCGCUACACUAGCCUCGUCAUGAUAACACAAGAACCCGCCCCUUCCUACCAGCAGGUCAGCGUCAUCACGUCCGACACCACCACCCUAGUGCCCGACAACGACGUCAUUGUCAGGCACACCAACUGGCAGGAGAAGAGCGAGGACUUCCCCGAGGGACGACCAGCUGAUAAUCAGAACCAACAUGGAGAGAGCGUUACGGUGAUAACUGGCGGCGAGACCCUUUCAGCUUUCGAGGAGGGCUUGGCCGAUGACGAUUCCUGGGUCGAGAAUCUAAGUCACGACGAAGACGAUUCUCCGACAGACGACUCCACCUCCGGAGAAGAAGUUACUUUGACUUGUUCCGCAGCUAUCGAUCAAGAAGAUGAAUUGCGGGGUUAUCACCGCUCAGCGAUCGAUUUUACUUUACACACAAUAGUCGAAGAGAGCUGUGAGGAAAGUGAAGUGGAACAGUCGCUAACUAACAAAGACCAAAAACCCACUUUAGCGACAGACCUAGAAAAGUACUUCUUCUUCCGACUGGGAGAUGGAACGACACAAUCGAUUAAUUCGAACCGCGAAGAUGCCUUUUCGGAAACGAGCAGUAUAUGUAGUGAAGGGUUGGAUUCGCUAGGUGGGUCUGAAGAGCCCCCGCAGCAAAGCGAUGCCGAUAUGGCUGAUAUGGCGUCCUCCCGCCUGGAGAAAUAUUUUCUCCACGGGUUCAUGGGUUUUACUGCCGGGCGGAGAGAUUCCGAUGGCAGCGUUGGGAGUGAUAGUGAAGGAAGGCCCAGUCCCGAGCAAAGGCGCAAAAGACUGGUCAGAGCUCGAGGAACGGGCAGAUCUCAUUCAUCUUCGUUAGAUAAUUUAUUAGCUAAUCCGGACUUGUCAGGAAACGACCAAACGAGUGAAGUACAAAAUUCGGAAAAUUCCUCAAGUUCUGACUCCGACACGUACGACGAAUCGAACAAUUUUGAAAAGUCGGACGGUCAGUUUGACACAGUUAAGCGAAAGAAAGGCAAAAAACAGAAAAAUUCGAACUCGGUCGAUGACUCCUCCAAAGGUCUAGAGACGACACAAGAAGUUAACGAGAUGGAAAACGUUUCUGAAGAAGAUGAGGAGGGUCAUAAAACACCGCAACCGGAAAUUUUACCACUACCGUCCAAUUUAACUACUAAUAAAAACCAGCAAAGUAGAGAUAGCGGGUUUAUCGGCAGCUGUGAUGAUUUACUAAAAGAGCAACGCGAGAAUAGUACACCCGAAUUGCCAAAUAAGCACGAGUUAAAAUUAGAGUUGGAGAAUAUCACCGAAGAGAAGAAAAUUGAUGGGAAAUACACGCCCUUGUCGACCCCUCCGGCAACAUCACUGACACGGAAAGAUAGUUUUAACAACUGGAGUUCGGACGAAGAGACGAACCUAAUGAUGUGUAAAAUGAGACAGUUUUUCAAAUCAAUGGUGGCCAACUCUCAGUGUAACGCGUCUUCCAAACCUACCACCCCCACACUAAACUCGCGUGCCUCCCCUAAACCAGUUCCUAGUCCCCGAGUGAAAAAUCGGUGCAAACCCCCGCAGUUAGUGUAUUUCGAGAAUGAAUUAACAAGGCUGAUGAAAACAGUUCCCGGUAUACGAGACGAUCAAGUUCGCGAAAUCGUAGAAUAUUUGAGUAGUGAGGACACUUGGAGUGAUUCGUACGAUUCCUCCGACUACACCAGUUCGGACUUGGAAGGAACAACCACCAAGACCGCCCUCCAGCAGCAAAUCUCCGACAGUUGUAAACAAAUCAUCAACAAGUUCGACACCGGCGUCGACGACGAAGAGGGCGACGAAGGUGACGGAGGAAUUGUCGAUGAGUCCCACGGUUUGAAUCGAGAGACUGCCUUCGUAUACCAAAAAUUAGUAGCGUCGUUUGAGAAAAUGGCAACUGGAGACAACUCCGACCAUAACACGUACACGCCACAUAACUCACCGCCUCUCAUCGCCAAGGUUAUGCAUCACAUCGGAAGUCGAUUAGUCGCCUUGAUGCAUGAAGUGUCCAGUGGGGAAAGUCACGCAAGCAAUAGCCCGAAAACGCGCCAUUACCACCGACGGUUGCAACAGAAACUGUCCUCAGCUUCGACCACCACAACAGAGGACGACGACAGCACCUCCGAUAGCAACCUCCCGGACGCUCUGGGACACCUCGAGGAGACGCUACCGCCGUAUAACCUACUACCACGGAGUCGUUCCCACGACCUCCUCGUCGGCGAAUCCAAAACCCACCACCAGUCCAGCAGCGGGGUGUCGGACAUCGCCGAAGAGCGUGGUGAAAUAAGUGAUUGUGAGCGUUUCAGCUGGCGCGGUAGUUUCGAAUCGGCUUUGCUAGCCACCGAUUCCCGAAAUAAACUGUCUUUGCUCGGGGGCGAGGGCUCCGCUUCCGCCUCGGCCCUCGCAAUCGCUGCCAAGCGCCGCUCAGCCGGCGAUCUCCUCUUUAGCCACAAAAGCCUCAGUCGGGAGCAGCUAGACAGGGUCCGGAGCUGUGGCAGCAUCGGAGGCGCAAACAGUGAGGAUAAGCUAUGGGUGGCUUCCACCACCAGACCAACCCGCCGAAGGUCCAGUGUCCCUGACGCCACGUGCGGGUCGGGCGGCUCGGCAGACGGGGAAGAUGACGAUGAGGAGGACAUUGAAAGCAGGUCCACUUUGCCCAGGAGUUUGCAAAGUGGGGCUGCGACCACCAACUCCCUGCCCCGUCUUCCGACCAACACCCCACCCACCAGCAUGCAGAAAGCACAAAGCAUGUACCAUUUCCUACCACCCAAUGCCAAAAGUGCCCGGUAUCGGCCGCCGGGGUUCAGCAGACUUAUUACCACGGUUCCUAAACGCGCGGUUUCUGCUCCGGGGUUACAACCGACGCACCAACGACGCGGUCGACGAUCUCAACAACACAAUGUUCCUAGUGAUGAUGUCAGUAUAUCAGAAGCACAUUCAUCACCCAUGCUCACAUCGCGAAAUGGGAGCAAAAGCGCUACUCCUAGUCCAGUUGCCCCCGGUUCCCGAAGAGGAACUGGAUCCGUUUCCAGUCAAGAUUGGUCCAAUGUUAACGCAGACGACGACAUCGACAGGCUUGUGGUCAUACACCAGACAAGGAGCAGUUUGUCAAGCCUGGGGAUGCGGUCAGACUCUAUGGCGAGCGUGUAUUCAGGGGCGGGCGAGGGCCGUUACGGCACCGUGACAGUCCGAGGCCAAGUGGAGUUCGGUCUCCAGUACAACUACAAAGCCCGAGCUUUGGAAAUUUUAAUAAAACAGUGCAAGGAUCUGGCGCCUGUGGACGUGAAACGGAACCGCUCCGACCCUUACGUCAAAGUCUACUUACUGCCCGACAAAUCGAAAAGCGGGAAACGAAAAACGAAAGUUAAAAAACACACUUUGAAUCCCGUUUUCGACGAAACGCUCAAGUUCCACAUUUCGCUGAACGGGUUAGAGACGCGGACGUUGUGGCUAACAGUGUGGCACUCGGAUAUGUUCGGGAGGAACGAUUUCUUGGGGGAGGUCAUGAUGACUUUAGAGAAUAAAGUUUUUGAUGAUCCAACCCCCAAGUGGUACAACCUUCAGGAGAGGACCGAGCCUUUCGACGACAUGUUAUCAUUCAAAGGUGAUAUCAUUGUCUGUCUGAAGUUUGUUCCACCCGAUAUGACGGUGCACAAGAAAGGGAAGAGGUCGAGGGGCACCUUACAUGUCUUAGUCAAGGAAGCGAAGUGUUUGACUGCGGUGAAAGCGAACGGGACGUCCGAUCCUUUCUGCAAAAGCUAUCUCUUGCCUGAUAAAGGGCGCAGUUCGAAACAGAAGACUCCGGUGGCGAAAAGAACUGUUAAUCCGGUUUGGAACCACACGUUUGUCUACGACGAUGUGACACUGCAAGAGUUGGCUGAACGGUGUUUGGAGUUAACAGUGUGGGAUCAUGAUCGAUUAGCGAGUAAUGAGUUCCUAGGUGGUGUGCGAUUUUCAUUAGGCACUGGUAAACAUUAUGGUAAGUCCGUCGAUUGGAUGGAUGCAACCGGGAAAGAGUUAUCCUUGUGGAAAAGCAUGCUGGAGAGACCGAAUUUUUGGGUGGAAGGCUGUUUGGCCCUUAGGCCGACUUUGGACACACGUGCGUCGUAACAAAAUACUCAACAAUACUGACAUAUCUAGGGUUUUGUAAUAAAGCGUUCUUGCGUUAUUUAGUAUGUUUUCCAAAUUUGUACAUGGGUUAAAAUGUUAAUCAUUUUUAUGAUGUAAGUAAAUUUUUACUAGUUACUUAUUGUAUACCUUAAUAUAGGUAACCAAUUCUAACAAACUGAUAUAUUUUCAUAUUAUAUAAAUAAAUAGAUGUUUUGUACCGUGAA
Molecule: messenger RNA, 7483 nt
Organism: Tribolium castaneum (red flour beetle)
Lineage: Eukaryota; Metazoa; Arthropoda; Insecta; Coleoptera; Tenebrionidae
Gene: btsz
Exons: 11
Coding region: 438-7259 (2273 amino acids)
Biological process (GO): intracellular protein transport; exocytosis
Cellular component (GO): exocytic vesicle; plasma membrane
Molecular function (GO): neurexin family protein binding; small GTPase binding
Source: RefSeq, a predicted model, not a curated record